Molecule: messenger RNA, 866 nt
Organism: Polistes canadensis
Lineage: Eukaryota; Metazoa; Arthropoda; Insecta; Hymenoptera; Vespidae
Product: acyl-CoA Delta(11) desaturase-like
Biological process (GO): unsaturated fatty acid biosynthetic process
Cellular component (GO): endoplasmic reticulum membrane
Molecular function (GO): iron ion binding; stearoyl-CoA 9-desaturase activity
Source: RefSeq, a predicted model, not a curated record
AAGUGGAAUAUUGAUUGGUUCAACGUGAUUUUUUUAAUCUAUUUUCACAUUGCCUGUCUUUAUGGAAUCUAUUUCAAUCUCACCUCACUAAAAUUGUAUACUGCGAUACUUGCGAUUAUUACAAUACCAGCAUCAAUUCUCGGUAUUACAGCUGGUGCUCAUAGAUUAUGGGCUCAUAAGGCUUACAAAGCAAAAUGGCCAAUGAGAAUAAUUCUGAUGAUUUUGGAAUCUUUGGCGUUUGAAAGACCCAUUUACAUAUGGGUGAGAUAUCACCGAAUCCAUCACAAGUACACCGACACGGAUGCUGAUCCUCAUAAUUCGAAAAGGGGUUUCUUCUUUUCUCACUUUGGUUGGCUGAUGCUAAAAAAACAUCCCGAAGUUAUAAAAAAAGGAGCAACGAUAGAUAUGAGCGAUCUUGAGAAAGACCCACUGGUUAUGUGGCAACUAAAAUAUGCUAAUAUUUUCAUGUCACUCGUUUGUUUCGUCAUUCCAACGUUGAUACCUGUAUUUUUUUGGGGAGAGAGUUUAAUGAACGCUUGGUACGCCACAACUAUUAGAUACAUCAUUUCUUUAAACGCUAUCUUAUUAGUAAAUUCUGCAGCUCAUAUGUGGGGUACAAAACCAUACGAUAACUCCAUAUCCCCAACAAACAGCCUUUCGAUUGGUAUAGCUGCUCUCGGUGAAGGUUGGCAUAACUAUCAUCACGUAUUUCCGUGGGAUUACAAAGCUUCUGAAUUAGGAAACUACAAAGUAAACUUAACAACGGCAUUUAUCGACGGUUUUACAAAACUCGGUUGGGCUUAUGAUCUAAAGACGGUUUCUCACGAAAUGAUUGAAAAGCGUGCAUGUAGAACUGGAGAUGGUAC